Messenger RNA from Colias croceus (clouded yellow), 6300 nucleotides. It is a transcript of the gene Boule, whose product is annotated as protein boule-like. NCBI's taxonomy places the organism in Eukaryota, Metazoa, Arthropoda, Insecta, Lepidoptera, Pieridae. Gene Ontology annotation, molecular function: RNA binding. The record is from RefSeq and is a predicted model, not a curated record. Bases 331 to 1074 code for a protein of 247 amino acids. The transcript has 4 exons.
CAUGACAAUAUCGUUCAACUGACCUACUUCCCUCGAACAGUAAAAAUAGCGGUCGACAAUAGCUCAAACACUAUUUUUAGGCGCGUAUCGCUAAAUUGUUAACUAAGAACCUUAUCUUACCUUGUUCUAACAUCUUUGCAAUCAGUCCGUGCGAUAUAGCUCACGGCGCAACUCCUGAAUAUCUACCUAUAGGCGACGUACGAUACGUAAAAAUCGAUAUUACGCGCUCGCCACCAGUACUCGUUUACUCUUCAAUAGUGCCGUUUUAGUUAACGCUAGAGAUUCGUAGUUUAGUAAACAAGGGAACAUGUUUUAAAUUAAAAUAAAAAAAUGGAAGCGUCAAAGAGAUAUAUUAGGAGUGAUUCCGCGAGUUGCGCGCACAUGGUCGAGGAGAACACCGCGAACAAUAGAAAAACUGAUCCCCAUGAGAAGCUGAAGGCGUUGUUGAAUUCUCCCGAAGACGAUACGGACGAUACGCUGCCGCCGUCCGACGCGCCCAAGUUCGGCACCGUGAUCCACAACAGGAUCUUCGUCGGCGGCUUCUCGCUGACGACCACGGACGAGGACCUGUGGAAGUUCUUCUCGGGCUUCGCCACCGUGACUGCCGCGAGGGUGAUCUACGACCGCGCCGGUGUCUCCAAAUGCUACGGUUUCGUCACAUUCGCCAGCCCCAGAGUCGCGAGGCUGAUUGUGAAGCAGAGUGGUGGUGUGAUGUUUUCACCUUUGGGACGCUUGAGAGUUGCACAGGCUGUGAGGAAACAGAUAAGCCAGCUUCCCGUGAUCAGCUCAGAAGCGACCCCGCUGCAGGCGCCGCUGUGCUAUCAACUGAUCUGCCCGCCGCUCGCGCCGCUCCCCGCCUGCGCACCCUGCGAGCUGCCGCCGCCGUACGCUAUGUAUCCUAUGCCUUAUGAAAAUAUGCCUGUUUCAGCGGGCCCACUGUACGGGCCGCCCGCGCAGUUCACGCUGGUGCCCGCUCCAUACAGCACCGCGUGUUGCGAGCCAGCAUGCUGCGCACCGCUCGACAAGCAGCCCCGCAUCCCACCGCCCCCACUGCACCCAGCUUUCAUCUACUAACUUACUUCUUAGGGCGCAUUUCCACUAUGUCGUAGUGAUUCAUUUGUCGACGACUGUCGUCUCUAGCUGUUCCCUAAACGAUUGUUUAUAAUAUGUCUGCAAUUGUUUGGGAACACACGAGUAAACGAGACGAUAAUAUUUUUGACGUGGCUACGAUAGAGCCAUCAAGUUUUAGUUGUAACGAUUUUACGACUAUCGUGCAUCAGUCUGCAAAAAAUGUCGCAGACGACACUAAAUCGUUCCAUCUAUAUGUGAACACCUCCAUUAAAACAUAAAAGACACGACACUUUAAAAUACACGAUUAGCGGUCGUCAGGACAAAGUGGGAACGCGCCCUUAUUCAGCGCUCAUUUUAAUUUAAGUCUGUAUCUUUUGUAACUACGGAAUUAUAAUGGAUUGUAAGAAGCUUAGCUUACGUGACAGAUUAUGUGUCGAAGUCGGAUAUCUUUAGUUUAAGUUUUGGUACUCUAUGCGCUUCGUACAAACAGUUGUUAUCUACAUGCGUAAUAUAAUAGUUGUGUGUAGAUUCCAGUCUCCAGUCAUUCCUUUCGCUCGAGUCUUCCAAAUAUCAUGCUCAAAUUGGGUUCGCUUAUCGUUAACAGUUGAACGAGAAAUAUCAGAAAUAGGUUCUGAAGUGAUGCAAGAAGUGUUCAAGGUUUAGAAAAUAAUUGUCUAUCGAGUUAGUUUUCGAGAAUUUAUCAGACGUGUCGUUGUUAGUUUCGUUAAUUAGUGGUACUGUAUCGCUUUUGAAUUUUUCGUUGAAGCCACCGUCGCUCGUUAUAUUAGGAUUAGCAGCGUGAUUUUUGAAUUUACACUCGAUGAAAACCUAACGAUUCAAAAUAAAUGUAUCGAUGUACUUAACUUAGAUAUAUAUUGUCUCUCGAUGUGACGUAUGUUAAGGCUUGUACGAAUAUUGUCGUCACGGGUCCUCGCGAAGGAGGGCGCGUGAUGGACGCUGUAUUCUAAACCGUAGCUAAAUAUUAACUCGUGAGCACGUGUCUCAGCGAAACUUCGAUACGGUGACACGGGAUUGUGUUAUACAUGUAGCCGAGUCGAUUGUUGUUAUAAUAGGUAAAUAAUAGUAACAUAUAGAUUCUGUUAUAUUUGGUAUCUUGUUAAAAAUAACCGCACAAAGUAAAGAGGACAAAGUUAUCGCUAGCCAUAAAGUUUUCAUACGUUGUUGAGAUCGCUUGUUAUCCUUUUAAAGGAGUUACGUUUAACAAUAGCAAUAAAAUAUAAAAUAAUUAAUUUGUUGCCCUAAUAUAGAACAGAGAACCUAUUUUUAGUAGUUUAGUUUUAGAUGAUAUUGACAAUGAAUUAUAUCUGGGGUCCAAAGUGUGAUAGAUAAUGUGAAUCUUGAAAUUCUGCUGAAUUCGGCUCGAAAAAGCGAAGCAUCAAGGAUAUUUCACUAUUCACAUUUCCACUGCUGUUAUAUCAUUGUGUUGGUUUUUAUAUUGUUUCAAAAUGAUUCGAAACCCCGUUGUUGACACUCCAGGACCAAUUACUUUGGUAGAUUUUUGAAUUAUCACUGUAAAAUUCAAUUGCACACCCGGUAGACGGCAAUAUUUUGAUGAAUUUAACGAUUUCAAUAUAUAAUUAUAUUUUCAUGUUUUAUAAUGCCUUGUUUUAUAAGCAGGGGCGCAUUUAUGUACAAUAUUUUCAGAAAGGAUUAUUCUAUUCGCUUCAUCUACAUAAUAUCAUAUAUAAAUAUGUAUAAUAUUUCAUUAAAUUUAUAAUCGUUAAGUUUACAGUAUAUGUUUAUUGUUUAUGUUACAAUAUAAAUAUUUUAAUUAAAUAUAUCUUCGUUUACUCGAUUUCAUAAGUAACAUUGACUACAAAUUGCGCUUCAUACUUUCCUAGACCACGUUCCAGCUUAUUAUCAAAUUAGUAUAUAACGAGCCUAAUAACAAUUUUGGAGUCUGUUUCAACAAAAAUAUCUAGCUUUGAUGUUUUCAAAGCUAUUAAUUCUGUCUGGGUUAUUUGUCAGACUAUUGAAGAUGAACAUGAUUGUAUUACCUACACAAUUGAGAGAAAGUUAUACGAUGAUGUGUAAUACUAAAUUCGUUUCAGAACAAGAUUAGGAGGGAUUGAAAAGAAAGAUAAAGAUUAUGAAGUUAAAUAUUUUUUUAAAUAAUAUUUUUUUUUGCAACAUUCUACUUUCAUUUGUAGCUAGGAAAAUCAGAACAUUGUGAAACAGACCCUCAAAGUUUUAGGCUCUCAAAUAUCUAAAAGUAUUUUUCUAAUACUCUUAAAUGUAUCUUAUCUAAUAUCAUUAUCAACAUCUGUAGAUCCUAGGCUUCAAAUAUUAACUAAUUAUAGUCUAACUGAAAACGCUGUCAAUUUACUAUCUUGGACUUGUACUACUAUAUUAUAGCAUUUAAGUGUAGCUAUAAUUAUUAUUACUUUAUCCUUUACUCUAAUCUAUUUAUUAUUGCCUGCUUCUUUAUUUUGUCUAUUCUCAAUGAUUAUAUUCUGAUCGUUUAAUUUGUAAUCUAUUUUGGAAAUUGAACGUGUUGUGAUUUGUUUAAAGGUAUAUUGUGAUCACUCAAAUGCAGCUAAUUUUAGACCUAUUUUAAGUAAAAUAUCACUUAUCUAUCAGCUUGGUUUUUGCUAUAAAUAUAUGCCCCAAUAUAAAUGUGUUCUUAUCACGACGAUAAAACAUUAACGAUUUCAUUUCGUUCUCAUUAACCGGCAUAUAUUUGUGGCAAUUAGUCUAUCUAACUAUGUGGCCUAGACACUUACUGCCUGACAUAUCGGAUAUAUUAGAAAUCACUACGCUAUAGUUUUUAUUUUACGUGUAUCUGUAUAUAAACUUUCGCUAGACGUAUUUGAAUUUUAACUGAUGUAAAUUAGACAAUAUUAAUGUAACCGAACCUAGAUGUCUUAAUUAUUAUCUUCUAUAUAAGCGAUCACUUCAUCGAUAUUGUUAAGCGCUUAGUAUUAAUGUGAUGUCUAUUGUGGUAGUCAAGUUUAAACUUUUUAAAUAUUUCUACAAAUAGCAUGAGCCUGUUGUCGAUGUGAAUUUUAAUAAUCUAUUUCGUAAAUGUCUAUUACAGUGUUGCUUGAUGUCGUACCUCUUAAAAUUACAGAAUUUAUAAAUAUUCUAAAUUUCCUCGUAUCAGAACUUUUAAUCUUACCAGUGUAUUGAUCGUGUAGUAGCUUCGUUUCGUUUUUGCUGUUGUUAUCAUCAGAACUGUUGCGAUUCUAUGUUGUUGAAUGAAGAGUAGAUGUCAGUAUUGGUCUCAAAGUAGCCGUCCUGUGACGAACAUUUGUUUGGUCUAAGGCCCUGAUGUACUUUUAUAUUGAUUCCGUGGUAAAUAUUAUCCGUCUGAUUGAAGCAUAGGUUAUACAGGGACAAAGACAAUACAUGUGGUUGGAAUGGCGUAAGGGAAUAAGGAAAGGCGACUGUAAUGUUCGUUACAUGUACUCGUAUCUAUGCUUUUUGGCUGUUACAUUUUGCAAUCGAUCGUUGACGUUAUGUUUAACAAUAGUAUCAGAUUUAUUACCUUCAUAACCACAAAUUUUACAUAAAUUAUAACAAUGUGUUUUAGAGUGAAAUUUCUCUAUUAAAUUUUUAGAGUAAUAACGAAAAGGCAUACUAAUGUUCGUCAAAAUGUGCAGUUGUUUAUAAAGUACGUAAGUACGCCAACAACAAAACGUUGUCCAGUCAUUAUAAUGUUUAGAAAGCUAUAUAUUUGUUAAAUAUUUGUCCCCUACAUCAGUAAGAAUUUUUAUAAACCUUUACAAAUUUGUAGUCCGACGUUUUGGUUAUGAUCGUUCUACCCUUUUAGAUGCUAAAGAUGUAUCGCAGAUUAUUUUCUUCGUAAAAACAUUUCAUAGCUGUAUUUUAACUGUUGACUACUUUUAAGAAGUCUAUUUUAAAAUGCUACGCGUCGAAAACUGUUAUACGACCAUUUAGGCUGAUGUAUUGAAAACGAUAAUAAUACAAAAUAAAUAAAUAAAAGAAAAUACUAAAAAAAUCUAAGUGUGAAUCUAUUUAUGUGUAUUUGUAGAUCGAUAUACGUAAUGAAUAUUCAUAAAAGUCUAUGUGUUUAGAUAUUGCUAAAAAUAUUCCACAGAUAACUAAAUAAGAUAUUAUUAUAGAUAUUAUAUUAGAAGUAAACGCUACUAACGACUAGGGAUACUGGAAUAGUAACGCUCCGUGAUCAUAAUCUAUCAUUGCGCACAUAAUGUUAUAUUAUUAUACGAAUUAUUGUAAGUGGAAUAUACUGUCGAAUAUAAAGCAUCGUAUCAUCGAAUGUAGGUGAUUGUUGAUAGAUAUUUAUAAUUAUCGUCUAGCUAUUAUAUGUGAUAUUGUUAUUGGAAUAAUAGAUAUUUUAAAGGCUAAUAUGAUAAUUAAUUCUAUAUUCUCCUUGUUGACUUUUGUGUAAUAGAAUAAAAGCGUUUUAAGACAUACUGUAAGAAUACAGAAUGGUUGGGUUUGGUGUGUUUUGGUGUGAAGUGAAGUAUUCGUUCGUUCUCUUACAUUUAAUUAUUUCCUAAUUUUCAGUACAAAUUAGCAGAGACCCACAGAAUAGUCUACAAAAUUAUAUUUUUUAGAAUUAUUGUUUUUUUUUAAAUAUCAGUACAAAUGAACAGAGAUGAACAGAAUAGUCUAUAUGUUUCAUAAAGUUGUUUUUUUUAACAAAUAAUAAAGCUGACUAUAUGCAAUGUUUACGUGCAUCAUCUGAUUUGGAAAAUGUUGAUCUCACAGUAUAAAGUGUAUAAUAAAUUGUUUUAUUCUUGGAGGGUAGAAGGAAAUAUGUGCGUAAUACAACUCUGAUACUAGAUGGCGUUAUAUUAAACUUUCUUAACACGGAAAGGAUCUUUUUAGUUCAUAUUAUUCAGGCCUUAGUAUAUUAUUUAUUAUGUUCAACUGACGAAGCAUCCAUUUUAAACUGUAUAAUGUAUAUUAAUAAUAAUUUAUAAACUUGAAUACUUAUUGGAACAAAUUGUGAAGCGCCCUCUGUAGUUUAAAAAUGUAAACCAUUUCAAUAAAUACCAACAAUUUUCUUUGAUUUUUGUAUUUUAUUGUAUAAGUUUAAAUUAAAAUAUGUAAGGGAACGAAUGAAUCAGAAUGGAAAGUGGUAAAAGCAUAACAAAGACGUUUGUAGUAUAGAUAAAAUUUCGAUUUGCUCAACGUUUAUUUUGUAUCUGGUCUUUCACUGUUAUUUAUUUAUCGAUACAUUGAUAAUUAAUCUAUUUUAUAUUAUAUUAGUUAUUAAGU